Messenger RNA from Eutrema salsugineum, 772 nucleotides. RefSeq lists its product as uncharacterized. NCBI's taxonomy places the organism in Eukaryota, Viridiplantae, Streptophyta, Magnoliopsida, Brassicales, Brassicaceae. Gene Ontology annotation, biological process: regulation of transcription by RNA polymerase II. Bases 83 to 481 code for a protein of 132 amino acids. The record is from RefSeq and is a predicted model, not a curated record. Gene Ontology annotation, cellular component: nucleus; NuA4 histone acetyltransferase complex. The transcript has 5 exons.
CUUUGAGAACAUUUCAGCUCAUUUUUUGGGAUCAAAUCAAAGACACGAAACCCUAAAAAAUUCAGGAAGCUGAUUGAAGAAGAUGGGUGGGAGGAAUGACGAAGGUGGCGGAGGCAAAGAGAAAGAGGAAGAGCAAGACGGCAUGUCCGUACACUCUCCCUGUAAAGCUUUACCUUCCUCCGCGUCCUCUCUCUCCAAGGAGCAGUCACAGGUUGAAUUGGAGCUCAGGUUAUUAGAAGCUCUUGAAAUCUACCCUCCCGUUAAACUCCGAGGCAUACAUCGCCACUUUGUUCUCUAUGGUCUGAUGGAGUAUCUCGGAAGAAGCUUUGACCGACAGUUCACAGCGGAUGAGGUUCUGCAGCUACUUGAUCGUUUCUACAACAUAGAGAUGCUGAAAUCAGAUGAUGAGGACAUUGACAUUCUGAAUCACGAGGAAGACUUUAGCUUGCCGCAGAGUUACUUUGAGAAGGAAGAACAGUGACAGAAGAAGUAGAAGAAGAAGAAGAAGAAGAGGUCUUUGCUUUAUUCAUCUCUCUCUUUUUGUACAUACAUGGUUAGAUUUGUCCCCAGCUCUUAUGAUAAGUCCAUUUUGUAUAUUAUGCAGUUUUGAUGUCUAUAAAACCAUCAGAAAUGAUCUUUUUGCUGUCAUAGAGUUUACUGGAAACAAGCUUUUUGCUCAGCGGUUCUCUCUCUUUUCAUGAUGACAUUUAGAGACAGGGUUGUGUUUGUUUGUUUGGCAAUUUUUAAUAAUACAGUUGGAUUGUUCUGAACU